UAGUACUACCCUACCUAACAAGGUACAACAGUAUGACUCACACCGUACGCUGUACAAUGUUGUAGUGCAGGUCAGUUAUGCAAUUGUGCAGGGCAGAUGUCAGGGGUCCUUCUUGGAUCACUGCACUGACUGGUACGGCAAAUCCAGAAUCCAUAGUAAGAACGAAUUCUAUGAUCAAUCGAAUCGCUGCCCGUGCAACCAGGACGAGAGGCAACUCCCGUGUGCCGGGUGUGCCGUAUUAACCGGAUCGUUGGCGUCAGACAAAAAGGCCUUUUUGCUUUCGAAACGCCGGGAACCUGGACGGGGAUAUCCCUGGGCACCUGCAGUCAAUACCUUAUCCGCUACGGUUAAUUUCAUGGUCUGACCAUACAUAAUAUUCAACCCACCCCAUAACCACGAGGGUAAGGUACCUGGGACUGCGCUGAAGCCUCCACUCAUACCGAACGACUUGCAUUGUCGUUCGUUUUCAGCCGGCGGGGCGAGCGAAAUGUGGUGCUAAAGAAUAAAUACAAUGACAGGGGAGGCAUGGCAUGGGUUUAUAGGGAAAUGCCAUCCUACCUCGAGUAUUUUGUGGCCGCUUCUUUUUAUACUAGGGAUUGCACUGGACAAAACUGGGGGGUGCCAGUGCUGUGUGCAUUUUUGGUUCUUUUUCUGUUUCGGGUUCUGAAGUUCCACGCCGCUGCUAUUAUCAUUUUCUUCUACGCUGAAGACAAGAGCUACGAGGUUGAGGCUCCUUAUCACGCCGAUUUGGUUACACAAUGGGCACCGAGGAAAAAGAACAGUCAGUGGCGGUUGGAGUAGUCAAGAAUGGAACCAAAACAGAGUCUAGGCGCCGGUCGACAUCCAGUAGUGUGGAAACGAUAGACGACACUGACGCCCGCGACCACGGGGGCGGUCAGCCAGCCGAUCUUGAAAAGGCCUUUUCCAAGAACGAGGACAACGAUGUCGGAGUGACUGUUACGGUAACGGCGGACCCGAAUGUCGUCGAUUGGGAUGGCCCUGAUGACCCUGAGAAUCCAUUGAACUGGACGCCGAGGAGGAAGUGGUUCAAUAUCCUUUUGUUGGCGGUCAUGACGACGUUAACUCCACUCGCUUCUUCAAUGUUUGCUCCCGGAGUUCCUCAGGUGAUGAAGGAAUUCCAUUCGACCAACAACGACCUCGGGUCCUUUGUGGUUUCGGUCUUUGUCCUGGGCUAUGCCUUUGGGCCUUUGCUCAUUGCCCCGCUAAGCGAGGUGUAUGGUCGUCUGCCGAUCUACCAUACCAAUACGUUUUUGUUCCUCGUUUUCAGUAUUGCCUGUGCCAGGUCGACUAGCCUUGGGAUGUUGAUUGGGUUUCGGUUCCUCGCUGGCGUUGCCGGAUCGUGUCCUUUGACUGUAGGUUCGGGGUCUAUUGCCGACACGUUUCGACAGGAGGAGCGCGGCAAGGCCAUGUCGGUGUGGACAUUUCCUAUCUUGUUUGGACCUACGCUCGGACCCGUCAUUGGAUCGUAUCUGUCUGCAGCGAGCGGCUGGCGAUGGGAUUUCUACCUGGUUGCUAUCUGCGCGGGCGUGUUGUUUGUAGCGGCACUGAUAUUCCAGCGCGAAACGUAUCCGCUGGUCGUUCUCGAACGAAAAGCCAGACGACUGCGAAAACAGACGGGCAAUGAAAAGCUCCGCUCGGCGUUGGGAUCCACAAGGUCCCCGGGCCAACUAUUGAUGUUGUCCAUUGUCCGACCGCUAAAGAUGCUGUUCUUGUCGCCCAUCGUGUUCGGCCUCUCUCUCUACCACAGCGUGACCUAUGGAUAUUUAUAUAUUCUGUUCACGACGCUCACCACGGUUUUCGAAGGCCAGUACGGCAUCAGUGCCAGCAAUGUCGGUCUGACCUAUCUCGGCAUGGGGGUAGGCCAAUUUGCUGGUCUUGUUCUCUUUGGCAUCUUCUCGGACAAACUCAUUCAGAGGAAAGGCAAAGCCAAGGGCGGAGAGUUGAAGCCGGAAUACCGGCUCCCGCUUUUGUGGCCCGGUGCCGUUGCUCUCCCUGUAGGCCUGAUCCUGUAUGGCUGGACCGCCCAGUACAAGGUGCAUUGGAUUGUGCCGAUUAUAGCCACCACUCUGUUGGGCGGCGCCACCACUUUCUGCUUCAUGCCCAUCGGUGUCUAUUUGGUCGACGCCUACACUUCCUACGCCGCCAGUGCUAUGGCGGCGAACACGGUGCUCCGCAGCAUCGGCGGCGCUUUCUUGCCCCUGGCUGGCCCGCGGAUGUAUGCCGCCUUGAAAUUGGGCUGGGGGAAUACUUUGCUCGCUUUCAUGGCGAUAGCAUUGACCCCGAUGAUUUGGUUGUUCACCAGAUAUGGAGAGAGGUUACGAACGCAUCCGAAGUUGCGCUUGAAUCUCUAGUUACAUACAUAUUGCAUUGUGUACAUCUCGGAUAAAAGCUGGGACCUUGCCGGUGGACACAUAUCGGGAUACGUUGGUCCACGUACAGUUCGACUUGAAACAAAUUAUACGAAGCGUUGUACCAG
Messenger RNA from Exophiala dermatitidis NIH/UT8656, 2497 nucleotides. Its product is annotated as MFS transporter, DHA1 family, multidrug resistance protein. The record is from RefSeq and is a predicted model, not a curated record. Gene Ontology annotation, biological process: transmembrane transport. NCBI's taxonomy places the organism in Eukaryota, Fungi, Ascomycota, Eurotiomycetes, Chaetothyriales, Herpotrichiellaceae. The transcript has 4 exons. Bases 759 to 2372 code for a protein of 537 amino acids. Gene Ontology annotation, molecular function: transmembrane transporter activity.